This is a messenger RNA of Betta splendens (Siamese fighting fish), 804 nucleotides long. It is a transcript of the gene ccdc12, whose product is annotated as coiled-coil domain containing 12. Lineage: Eukaryota; Metazoa; Chordata; Actinopteri; Anabantiformes; Osphronemidae. The transcript is spliced from 7 exons. The coding region runs from base 77 to 568 and encodes 163 amino acids. The record is from RefSeq and is a predicted model, not a curated record. Gene Ontology annotation, cellular component: U2-type spliceosomal complex; post-mRNA release spliceosomal complex.
CGCUUGGCGAUCGAUUACACUUCCCCUGUCAGGAUCGUUAGUAGAUUUCCGAGUGACCCGAGUGCGUGUGAUAAACAUGGAACAAAGUGUUGGGUCGCUUCAGGAGCAGGCCUUGAAGCGAAAGGAAAGACUAAAAGCACUAAGAGAUAAACAGCUUUAUGGGAGAGAACAGGAAAAUGAGGAGCCACAGAAGAAAAAAGCGGCACUAGAGGAGCCUACAGAGGGAAGGCACAGAGAGCUGAAGCUGAGGAACUAUACUCCUGAGGAUGAGGAGCUCAAGGAGAGACAGGUGCCCAAAGCCAAACCAGCAUCAGUUGAAGAUAAAGUGAAAGACCAGUUAGAGGCAGCUAAUCCAGAGCCCAUUAUUGAGGAAGUGGAUUUGGCCAAUCUUGCCCCAAGGAAACCUGACUGGGAUCUAAAACGUGAUGUUGCAAAGAAACUGGAGAAGUUGGAGAGAAGAACACAGAGAGCCAUUGCUGAGCUCAUCCGAGAUCGUCUGCGAGGCAGCGAGGAGGAGUUGGCUGGUGCAGUGGGAGCAGCAAGAGCGGAGGAGGGAGACUCAGACUGAAUUCAUAUUGUGACAGUCAAAAUAAUAAAUGAGCAGGACAUCCUGACCUUUGUGUCCCAUCUGUGUGACGCUCAGAAAGAUGGCUGCUGCCAUAGCUGCAGGAAGUAAUGUCUUGGUAUCAUUGUAUUAUACAUACAGUAUGAAUAUGCAUUCUGUAAAUGUAGUUAUAUGCAAUGUUAAUGUUGUCCAUAUUGUUUUUUUAUAUUGUCUAGUAAAUUGAUAAUUUUCCAAGUUCA